CCCGCCGUGAGUUUUUGAAUCAAUUGCCUUCUGCCCCACCAAAGGACGCCAAACGGGUCAACCCGACCGCGCGACAACACCCAACACCCGCCCUUCCACACCGCAUACAUUCACUGCCGCUUAGUCAGACCUUGUUGAUCUACCUCGCCUCAAACUUGUGAUUUUCUCCUGUGACAGUCCUAACAGUACCUCCACGCACCCCAUCUCACACCAAGCUCCCGCAGCCCGCACACUACCCCUCAGUAAACAUGUCCUGGCAAGCAUACGUCGACCAGAGCCUCGUUGGCACUGGCAACAUCGACAAGGCUGUCAUCUGCGAUGCCACCGGCCAGACUACCUGGGCCUCGUCCCCAGGCUUCUCCCUCACCGCCGCCGAGAUGGGCGCCAUCGCCGCCUCGUUCAACGACAAGAGCGAGCCCAAGUCCGUAAUCGCCAACGGCGUGAAGAUCAACGGCGAGAAGUACAUGACCAUCGAGGCAUCAGACGACUCACUCAAGGCAAAGAAGGGCAAGGAAGGCAUUGUAGCCUACAAGACAACCCAAGCGCUCCUGAUCGCACACCACAACGCGGAAGUCCAGACUACCAACGCCUUCAACAGCGUGGCCGAGCUGGGCGAGUACCUGAAGAAGGUCGGCUACUAAGCGCGGAAAGAUUCGUUCGAGACUUGUUCAUACUUUAGGGAUAUUUGCAUACAGCGUGGCGGAUGAAAUGAAAAGCUCAGCACGGGGUGGCAGCUGGUUGAAGAGGCAUAGAGAGACAUGACGGACGAGUGGAAUAGUGGGUUGGAGAACCUAGGACACACAAUGAGAUACAUCUACG
Macroventuria anomochaeta is the source of this 819-nucleotide messenger RNA. RefSeq names its product Profilin/allergen. The transcript has 5 exons. NCBI's taxonomy places the organism in Eukaryota, Fungi, Ascomycota, Dothideomycetes, Pleosporales, Didymellaceae. Gene Ontology annotation, molecular function: actin monomer binding. The record is from RefSeq and is a predicted model, not a curated record. Gene Ontology annotation, cellular component: cell cortex. Bases 249 to 641 code for a protein of 130 amino acids.